Molecule: messenger RNA, 1608 nt
Organism: Tarenaya hassleriana
Lineage: Eukaryota; Viridiplantae; Streptophyta; Magnoliopsida; Brassicales; Cleomaceae
Product: PP2A regulatory subunit TAP46
Exons: 9
Coding region: 207-1406 (399 amino acids)
Biological process (GO): regulation of dephosphorylation; regulation of signal transduction
Cellular component (GO): cytosol
Molecular function (GO): protein phosphatase 2A binding
Source: RefSeq, a predicted model, not a curated record
UCUCUCUCUCUCUCUCUCGUGUGAAAAAGUAUUUGGGUAGAAAUUUUGCAUCUUGGUAAUUCGUCCGAUUUCGGUACGAACCCUAGAGAUUUCACCACUCUUCAAACAAGCAAACUUGAAUCUGUAACAUUUGUUGUGAGUACUCUUCGUGCGAUCUUUCUUCUCCGUUGAAUAUUGAUUGGGUUUUACGAAGGGGUGAAUUGAACAUGGAAGAGAUGUCUCUGCCUACCCUGUUCGAGAAAUCAAGGAAGAUUCAUCUCGCGGCGUCGGAGUCCGGUAUCGAUCAGGAUCUCGUGAAGAAAGGGUGCGAGAUGCUACGGAAAUCCGAGGAUAUGAUCGGAAAGCUUGGUUUGUUCUCAUCUAAUGAGACGAAAGACGAUAUCAGCACCACCAAUCUCAAGUAUCUUUUGGUGCCAUUCUAUCUUGCGGAGUUGACAGAAAAGAUUGCUCAGGAUGACCGGAGUCAAAUUGUUAAGGCUUCACAGGCGAAAUUGAAGGAAUUCCUUUCAUUCUGUGAGGCAAUGGAGCUUGUCCCAGAUGAGGAGCUGCAAGCAUCUUCACGCGGAGGGAGUGUUCCACCAGCUGACCGGAGGGCUUUGAAGAUAGCUAGGUUCAAAAGGCAAAAAGCUGCUGAAUCAAAACUGCUAGAAAUUAAGGAGCGGAAGGAGCGUCGGGGACGUUCAACUAAAGCAGCUGCUGUGUCGGCUCCAGUGGAAGCUGGAGAGGAAGAUACUCCAGAUGAUGACAGUGAAGAAGAAAGAGAGGCAUGGCUGAUCACAAUCUCGUUGGCGACUUGUAAGGCUCUUGAUCUGAUGGAGAUGCUAAAGAAAGAAGAAGAAAUGCUCUCAGCUAUGAAGGAAAAACAGGUGAAGGAAGGAGAGAACGGAUUUUCUAAGGAUGCCCUCGACGAAAGAACGAAGAAAGCUGAAGCAUGGCAUAGAGAUGCUGCUGCAAGGGCACAGUACUCUAAACCAGCUCAGCCUAUAACUUGUGCCACGUUUGCUCAGGAUGUCAUAGAAGGAAGAGCAUCAGUUUCGCAAGCCCAUGAACACAAGCACCAACCUUUGAUAUUCGGGCCAGCUAGCCUCGUUAAUGGACCGCUAUCCACUGAGAGAGAAAGGAUGGCAGCGCAGGUUUUUCAGCCGACUCAUAGAAUGCCCACAAUGAGCAUAGAGGAAGCUGGGCUUACAGAGAUGAGGAUAAUGAACAAUUGGCAAGAGAGUACUAAACAAGCCAUUGAAGAAGCCAACUCUUCCUGGUACAAUGACAAGCCUUUAAGGAGAAAGGAAGAGGACGGGGAAGAGGAAGAGGACGAGGAGGCUGUGAUGAGAGCCAGGGCCUUUGAUGACUGGAAGGACGACAAUCCCCGCGGUGCUGGCAACAAGAAACUCACUCCUUGUGGCUGAAAAUCCCCCAAAGUUCCUUCCUUUCAGUCUCCGCUCUCUUGCUGCUGAAAUAGAUGUCUGCCAUCUCUCUCUCUUGUUUUUGUUAGGCCUGAACUUGUCAGUUUGUCGUUCUUUUUUCUUGCAUGUUGUUUCCAUAUACUUCGUUAUGCUUUUAUGAAUUUUUAAUUUAUGUAUGAUAGCAUCGAAGUAGGAGUUGGUGACA